Molecule: messenger RNA, 873 nt
Organism: Heterostelium album PN500
Lineage: Eukaryota; Evosea; Eumycetozoa; Acytosteliales; Acytosteliaceae
Exons: 2
Coding region: 1-873 (290 amino acids)
Molecular function (GO): nucleic acid binding
Source: RefSeq, a predicted model, not a curated record
AUGUCAAUAGAUGAAUUAAUACGACAAAGAAUAAUUGAAGGCAGCAACAGAGGUUGCAGUAAGCGUCGCCUUGCAUCGUUGUUCGGUAUAUCUCGAUCUACAGUAAAAAGAACCAUCGAUAGAUAUAAUGAGUUGGGUCAUCUUCAUGAUAGAAGCAAAAUAGGUCGACCAAGAAGAGUUUCGGAUAGAACAAGAAGAGCAAUGAAGAGAUGGGUGUGCCAAAGAGAAUGCGUAUCUUUGUCCGAAAUAAAGAACCGACUUGCAGCAACAUAUGGUUUGAAUAUCAGUUUAUCACGUAUUGGGAAUAUACUAAGAGAGGAGGGUUUGGAGUAUAAAAGUUUAUCUCGAAAGUUUGAUCUAACAGCAAAACAUGCCGAGAUAAGAUUGGAUUUUGCAAUGGCACACAGGAACUGGACAGUAGAGCAAUGGAAACAACUGGUGUUCUCUGGAGAAGGAUUUCUAAGCGAAAUAGAAGGUACCCUCAAACAGGAACAAUACACAGAGAUACUCAGAGAUGCAUACAUUCAAUCACUCAACUACUAUGAGUUCGCUAGAGCUAACUACAUACUGGCAAUGGAUAACUGUUCCAUCCACAAGGCAAAGUCGGUGGUCAAUUAUAUGAACAGACACAAGAUCAAAUAUUUAUAUCUACCAGACAACUCACCAGACAUCAAUAUUAUUGAUAACGUAUGGGCGAUACUCAAACGAAGAGUAAAGAGAAGAAUGGCUGUCGAACCUCUAGCAAAAUUCGAGGAUGUCAUUCUCGAAGAAUGGGAGAUGAUUGGACCAGAUACUAUCGAUGAGUUAUAUCAAUCAUUACCACGCCGAAUGGAAGAAAUCAUUAAUGCCAAAGGAUGGUGGACCAAGUACUAG